Corvus hawaiiensis (hawaiian crow) is the source of this 2787-nucleotide messenger RNA. RefSeq names its product SUMO specific peptidase 5 (gene SENP5). Bases 94 to 1809 code for a protein of 571 amino acids. Gene Ontology annotation, molecular function: deSUMOylase activity. The transcript has 9 exons. Lineage: Eukaryota; Metazoa; Chordata; Aves; Passeriformes; Corvidae. The record is from RefSeq and is a predicted model, not a curated record. Gene Ontology annotation, cellular component: nucleus. Gene Ontology annotation, biological process: protein desumoylation.
ACCUGUAAAGAAAGGUGGUUUUGUGUAUAGCGGGGAGGAGAGCAAUAAUGAGGGCAACACAGUCCUGGUAGUUUUAAACAACUGUAAAAGGAAAUGCUGUUGCAAAGGGUGUGGAAUGGAACUUGUGGCCCCUUGACAGCUCUAAAGAGGUCCAAAUUUAACCAUCAUACUGUAAAAAAGAGAUUUUUAUUUAUGAUGCAUAAGAAACUUUCUAUGAUUAGGUUUUGGUAUAGAAUCAUAAAAUUCCCGAAACUUCGAGCAAGAGGCAAGGCUUGUAAAUUAAGAAAAAUCAAGCGAAGGUUGGUGCAGAAAGUUACAAGGGACCAUCAAGAAACACUUCAGCCAGAUUUUGAAAGUGGAUUGUGUCAUUUGUUUUCCUCCUGGAGAUCUAAAAGUAACCGUCUUUGGAAGCGGUACAGCUUAUCAGAUAUGAACAAUAAUACACCCAAACCUUUAGGAGAGGAGAAUGAAAUAUGUGCACCUGAGAUCUGCCACACACAGGAUGUGUCUGCUGAGCCGUGUUCUCAGGCUGCAGAAUCCAGAGGGCAGGAUGGCAGUGUGGAUGCUGUCCCACCAGAACUGCAUGUUAGAGCUUCUCCAGAAGCAGAAACCUUGCACCAGGUGGAGAGCAACGGGGCUCUGGCAGAGGAUCAUUGCUCUGACAUUGUCAUCUCUAUGACAGGAAAAGAAAUUGCUGUUUCAGAUCAAGAUGGUGCAGAAUCCAAGGAGGUUGUGGGUGUAGACGGAAUGACACUGUUGCAAUCCUCCUUGCAGGAUUCUGAUGUCAGUGAUAAUUUUGCAAAUGGACCUUUAUCUAUGGAGCUGACACAGAAUGAGGACAGCUCUAGCCAGAUGGAAGUAGAAGGCUCUUUAAACUUGGACAUUUUUAGUUCGAAAUUACUAGAUCACCCUUACUGUAAAAGUCCUCUUGAGGAGCCUUCACCAGAAAGCACAGGACUGAAAUCAGGAACUCGGAAGGGAGGCAAAAGGAACAGUCAGAAAACUUCCCGGGUGGCUGAUGAGCAGUUGGCAACGUGGCUUUGUGGAUUCCUAGAUGAAGUUAUGAAGAAAUAUGGCAGUUUAGUACCACUCUGUGAAAAAGAUGUCAUGGGAAGAUUAAAAGAAGUCUUUAAUGAAGAUUUCUCCCAUAGAAAACCUUUUAUAACCAGGGAAAUCAUGAAGUAUCGGGAAAAACAUCCAAAAACCUCCACUUGCAAUUUCCGGGUCUUCUAUAAUAAGCACAUGCUAGAUAUGGAUGAUUUGGCUACACUGGAAGGCCAGAACUGGCUGAAUGACCAGAUAAUUAACAUGUAUGGUGAACUCGUAAUGGAUGCGGUCCCUGAAAAGGUUCAUUUCUUUAACAGCUUUUUUCAUAGACAGCUCGUAACCAAAGGAUAUAAUGGGGUAAAACGAUGGACUAAAAAGGUGGACUUGUUCAAAAAGACGCUCUUGUUAAUUCCUAUUCACCUGGAAGUCCACUGGUCCCUCAUUACUGUGAACAUCCCCAGUCGAAUUAUUUCAUUUUACGAUUCCCAAGGCAUUCAUUUUAAGUUUUGUGUAGAGAACAUUCGAAAGUAUUUGCUGACUGAAGCAAAAGAGAAGAAUCGCCCCGAGUUCCUUCAGGGUUGGCAGACUGCUGUGACAAAGUGCAUUCCACAACAGAAAAAUGACAGUGACUGUGGGGUUUUUGUGCUCCAGUACUGCAAGUGCCUCGCCUUAGACCAGCCUUUUCAGUUCUCCCAGGAAGAUAUGCCCCGAGUGAGAAAAAGGAUUUACAAGGAGCUGUGUGAACGCCAGCUAAUAGACUAAUAAAAUGCAGCCAACUUAAUUUCUCUGGCAUUUCUGACAAGUUGCAGCUGGUGUUUGUGUACUUGAAUUUCUGAAAACUUCCAUGAAUUUUGAGCGAUUCUCAGCUGAGUGGUGUGGCCACUGUUGUUACCUCAAUUUUUUGCAAAGUUCUUUAAUUGGCAGAACAUAACAGAGCUGCCAUAGAAUAUUCCUAAUGUCGGUUUGAUUCUCUUACGUUCUUUCCUGUAUUUAAUAUUUAUUAUUUCAGCAUGCGUAUAGGCAAAGCAUGCAACUAAAACCAUGAAAUGGUAGAUUUGGUGCACCUUUGAGAUGUAGCUAGAAAUGACAAAUACAGGUGAAUUUGUCUGGAAACAUAAAGAUGCAUGAUAUGUUUUCUGAUGCAAUAAUGCUUUGAAUGUAUCAAAAAAAAAAAAUUCAAUGCCAUAAAAAGAACAGCUAGAACUUAUUUGAUAGUUCCAUUGUCCCUGUUGUGGCUGUGUAAUACUGAAUACCACGUUUUAGGGUGUCCAAACUCAUCUGCAGUUUUAAUUAUGAAGACCCCUUAUUAAAAUAGUUCAAGUUGCUAAUAAAGUUUGUUCUGUUAGCAUUUCUCUGGCUGUCAUUAUCAGCCUGUCCCUAUAGAUAAAAAGCAGCCUUUGCACAAAUAAAGCUUCAGCACUUGUCUGUGUAAUAGCAAGUAAGGAAGUCUUGAGUCAGUCAGUUGGAUGGUAAGUUCCUAGAUGCUGCAGAAGUCUCCAUAAUGUGUGCAUUAAGGAGAACUAUAAAGCUGGCCCUGAAGAGUCACAGCUUAGAUAGUAAGAUAAACUCUUUGGCUGUAACUGUUUACAUCUCAGAUGGCUUUGAGUCAUUUCUCAGAUCCACAGUAUGCAGUGAAAAUGUACCAUUUCUCCCUUCAGCUCUGUCUUCAAAGCUUGUUGUCUUUAACCUCCCGUUGGCUUUUGCUUUUGUUCAAAUAUAAAUUAAUUCAUUUCUGCUGCA